Meleagris gallopavo (turkey) is the source of this 2791-nucleotide messenger RNA. RefSeq names its product interactor of little elongation complex ELL subunit 2 (gene ICE2). Lineage: Eukaryota; Metazoa; Chordata; Aves; Galliformes; Phasianidae. The record is from RefSeq and is a predicted model, not a curated record. Gene Ontology annotation, cellular component: transcription elongation factor complex. Gene Ontology annotation, biological process: snRNA transcription by RNA polymerase II; snRNA transcription by RNA polymerase III; positive regulation of transcription by RNA polymerase III.
AGGGCUCAACCGCUCUGUGGAGCCCAGACGGGCUCAACACACCCAGGGCGGGAGCAGGCGCCGCGAGGCGCAUGACACCUGGUCAGGACCACACCUUAGCUAAAGCGUGAGAGUCGGUGCUGAAAGGCCUUAGACAGACUUCAUCACCCCUGGGUAAAGGCAAACACGACCGCACGCCUCGAUCCUUCCUACACAGCUUCGCCGCCAUGCUGCAGCCCGCCACAAGAUGGCCACCCGCAGCGCCUCCAGCAUGCGCUCGAGCCGUGCAGCCAUUAGCUGGCUCACAGCAUCGGUUCCACAUGUCGCCACGCUGAUUGGUCAACACCGUGAGGGCCGGCCCGUCCGGCAGCGAGACGAUGAAGCGGCAGGUCCUUUCCCUGCGAGGCGCUCUAAGAUGGCGGCCGAAGGACAGUGGUUGAGUUGGAAUGUUUCACCCAAAAAUGGCAAAGAAGUGUUUUUCUCACGUGAAACGUAUGAAAAAUAUUCACUGGCUCCGAGCCUCUUGGAACUGUGGAAUUUAUCAAACAGAUUGGCGAAGAAAGAUGUGGAGGUAUUGGCAGAUUCUUCAGAAAACAAACAGACUGCUAACACACAGGCUACAAAUGCAGUUGAGGUGGUGACUAAAACCGCAACUGAUGAUCAUCCUUUUCCAGAACCUAGACUUCCCUAUCCAUUUACCUCUUGUCUGACUGAGAAGGAGCAGAAAACAUAUUUGUAUCUGAUGACUAAGUUCUCAAAAACACCAAAUCAUUUUCCUCUCAAUGCAGCAAGCCAAAGAGAGUUACUGACAUAUCUGAAAAUGAAAGAAGUAGUAAACACUGAAGUUGCAGAAUUUAUGAAAUUUGCCCAAAAUGCUGCAAAAAGCUGCAGUCAAGACUAUGAUUGUAUCUCUAAAGAUGCUCUGCUUUAUACUGAGGAAUUAUUCAGGGCUUGUAUUGGACAUGUGAAAAAGUAUCCUGAGUUUUACACGUUACAUGAAAUAAUGAGCAUCAUGGGAGGAAAAUUUAACACGCAAUUGACCUUCAAGCUGGAAAAAAAUCUUCUUGCAAUGGGUACAGCAAGAUAUGCUAAGACAGCAUUCCCUACCAUGCCUGUUCAGCUCUGCACAGAUUAUAAAACCGUUACAUCUAUUAUAACUCCAGAAAAGGCUUCUCUUAUGCACAACGAUAUUAGCUCAGAUUCAAAUGCAGAAAAGCUUGCUUUGAAAUACUCCCCUCAAGUUGUUCUAAGUAAUCAGUCGUUAUUUACGUUGCUGAAUAAUCAUGGAUUAAACUACAAGGAACAGUGGGAAAUCCCAGUUUGUGUUAAAAUGAUCCCUGAUGCAGACAACAAAGCAGCUAAAGUGGUUUUCGUUGACUCACCUCUUCUGAAAAAGGAAAUAACAGUAAGAGAGAGGAACCAAGUAUUCCAUGAAAUUCCAGCGGACUUCCUAGCAACUAAAAAGUCUUACGCUGCAGUUUCCGAUGUUUUGAUGGACAAACCAGAUGAGGACAGUCUGUUUCAAUGGGAUAUGCCUUCUGACACCUACCAGUGCAGGAAGAUUCCACUUACAGAUGAUGCAGGGAUGGAUUUUGAUGAUGAUUUUACAGAACUGGAAACUUUUGGGGCAGCCGUCAAACUUUCAAGGACUUCUAAAACAGAAAACACUUGUUCAGUUAGUAACACUGAUAAGGUUUUGUCAUGUGACUUACAAACAGAAAAAAAACUGACAUCUACCAUAAACAGUGAAGCUCAAGAGAGAAAAGCUCCUCUUUCUGAGCAAGGAUUUUCAGCGUAUUCCAGAAUGCAGCUUCCAUCAUGUGGCAAUGUGUGCUUCAGCCCUGGAGGAAAUUGGGCUCAUAAAAACUUUCAUUCUGUGGAGAUGGAGUUGAAAACACAGGAUGUCAUGACCAAAAAAGUAUCAGACAAUGAAACAAAUACUUCAUAUCCUGCUGUAAGUUGCAAAAAAGACUCUUGUGCUGCACAGAAAAAUGAGAUAUAUGCUCCUUUAUGCAGUAGUGACACCGACGAAGAUCGUUUAAUAAUUGAUACAGAACAUAAAAAUACUGAGUGCAAAAAAACUGUUCCAAAUGCUGUUUCUCAGACCUUGGUCCAGACUUCCAAGUCACCUUCCCCCACCCCAAAUCCAUCAACAAGCAUGGCUGAUUGCUCAGAAAUUGUGCAUCAGGGGAAAAACGUCUCCAGAAAGGCUCCAAGAAGGUUGUCCAAAGAAUUUGAUCCUGUUGGACAGAUUUUGAAAAUGCAAACGGAGCUCCUCAAGUCACCUACCCAAAAAGCUCAUGAGCAGCCAGCAGUGAGCUGUGACCAUGCUAAUGCUGCGCAAACUCAUGUGCCUCAAUCUUCAAAGCCACCAGUGAUCUCCCACACAGCACCUGUGCUGGGCCCUGCCUCAAGUUCUCAUGGUUCAUCUAGGAAUACCUGGACGUGUCUUUUUCAGGGGGUGCCAAGGAGAAAGCUGCCAGAUGAACUUCAGAUGCUUGUGGAAGACCCUGGAGAGUAUAAAGCACCUCAGGAUGGCAACCUCGUGUAUAAGCUGUUCAGUUUGGAUGACCUGUUGUUACUUGUGCGUUGCAGUGUGCAAAAAGUGAGAUCAUUGCCACGUUUCAAUAAAAAGAAGAAAGCUCAAAAGCUUAUUCCAGUAUUCCUAUUGCCUAAACUGGAAUACCAAGCCUAUUAUGGUGUUGAAGCUCUUACAGAAAGUGAAGUUUGUCAACUGUGGACAGAGAGUAUGCUUCAUUCUGAAUGCUUAUUUUAUACUGGUAAGUUGAUGUGUUGAUUUGUGCUUGCUUGU